Rubroshorea leprosula is the source of this 364-nucleotide messenger RNA. The record is from the annotation of a GenBank genome assembly. Lineage: Eukaryota; Viridiplantae; Streptophyta; Magnoliopsida; Malvales; Dipterocarpaceae.
AAUCAGUAACAUCUAUUUCAAAAUUUUUUUUGAAGAAAUAUACAAGACAGAAAGCUAGAAGCCAACCAUGAGGAAUUUCUCAACCUUUGUCAUUCUUCUUGUUACCCUGCUUACUACCUUAGGAAAUGGAUCGGUAGUAGUGAGUGCCAAAACCUGUACAGUGCUGCUAAAACCCACACCUGAGUGUACUAAAAUCGAUUGCACUCAAGACUGUAUCAUCAAAUAUGGAGUCAGUGCUGUUGGGAGAUGUCAUCAAUUUCUGUCUUGUUAUUGUGAUUAUCCUUGUUAAUUUCAACCCAUGUUGAAAUGGUUAGAAUAAACCGCCACCAAUAACUAAUCUGGGCAAGAAAUACCUUUCUUCAUC